Molecule: messenger RNA, 909 nt
Organism: Diaporthe citri
Lineage: Eukaryota; Fungi; Ascomycota; Sordariomycetes; Diaporthales; Diaporthaceae
Exons: 2
Coding region: 1-909 (302 amino acids)
Biological process (GO): protein transport
Source: RefSeq, a predicted model, not a curated record
AUGGCUCCAACAACGUCAUCCCUCGUGACCAAAAUAAAAGUUCAGCUCAAGCUAUCCAUAGCACGCCUGCGCAUGGUCCAAAAGCGAGAUGACGCCGUGACCAAGACCCAAAGAAGGGACAUGGCCAAGCUGCUCGAGGUCGGCAAAAUCGACUCUGCCCAGAUCCGCGUCGAGAACAUCAUCCGGAGCGAUAUCACUACCGAGCUGCACGAGAUACUCGAACUGUACUGCGAGCUGUUACUGGCACGUGCCGGAUUGUUGGAGGCAUCCACUUGCGACCCAGGACUGGAGGAGGCGAUCAAGAGCGUCCUCUAUGCGGCGCCCAAGACAGAGAUCAAGGAGUUACACACGGUGCGGGCACUGCUGGCUGAAAAGUAUGGGAAACAAUUUGUGCUCGACGCCAUGGAGAACAAGGACGGGAAGGUCAACGAGAAGGUGGUCAAGAAGCUGAGCGUGACGCCACCAAGGCCUGAACUCGUCCAAGGUUAUCUGGAGGAGAUUGCGAAGGCGUAUGGGGUUAAUUGGCCCAAAAAGGAUUUGGGAGAGGCACCGCCGAAUUUCCUCGACGACGACGAUGACGAUCCAAGUGGAGGAGGGCAGCAGAAGAAUCUAGAGGCGCCGCUGAUUGCUGACGGCCCGUCUUCCGAGGACGCUGCGCAGGAGGAGCUGAGCAAGGCGACGCCACCCAAGAGUUUUGGUCCGAACAGUCCGUUGAGGGUGGCACCCUCGAGCCCGUCCACAGAGAAUCCGCGGCCGAAGGUGACGUUGAACAAGAUGGAGCUGACACCAAACAAGAAGAUGGAGGCUGCGAAAGCCGCACCAAAACCAGCAGCAAAGAAAGAGGACAUUAGUAGUGGGAUACCGGACGUGGACGAGUUGUCAAAGAGGUUUGCAGCUCUGAAAAGGUAG